Anneissia japonica is the source of this 2690-nucleotide messenger RNA. Its product is annotated as carboxylesterase NlhH-like. Gene Ontology annotation, molecular function: carboxylic ester hydrolase activity. The transcript has 4 exons. Bases 61 to 1287 code for a protein of 408 amino acids. Gene Ontology annotation, cellular component: membrane. Lineage: Eukaryota; Metazoa; Echinodermata; Crinoidea; Comatulida; Comatulidae. The record is from RefSeq and is a predicted model, not a curated record.
GUCUAUAGAGGCGUGCCAUAUUUAUUUAUACAUUGAAUUGGCUCAUUGUCACGGGACAAGAUGGGCAAGUAUAUAAUUGCAUUCAUGUUCAUUGGGCUUGCUACAGCAUUUUAUUUUUACACGCCCGUACCAGACGAUCUUGAGAACCCAUGGCGUUUCAGAUUAGGUCACAUCGCUUUGAGAGUAUUGCACAGUUUAUUAUAUUUCAGUACGAAAUAUUCUGACGGUACAUUGGCAUUGAGAGUGUCUCGCAUUUUGCCACACCCUCCAGAUGGAGACCAUCAUUCAGUAAUGGUAACCAGCACAGAAUUUGACGGAGUCCCUGUCAAAUUGUUUCAACCUCAGCUGAGAGUGCCUGUGCAAGACCAGGUUUUGCCAGCCAUUGUCUAUUUUCAUGGAGGAGGUUUUGUUUUUGGAAAUCCAGAAUUCACAUUUGGAAUUACAAAACGCAUGUGCGAGGAGUUGCAAGCUGUUGUUGCGUCUGUAGAUUAUCGUUUAGCACCAGAGCAUAAGUUUCCAGCGGCGUUUGAAGACGCAUUAAAGGUGACAAAAUGGUUUCUUCUCAACGCGAAACAGUACAACGUGAACGCCAGCAAAGUGGCGGUAGCUGGGGAUAGUGCAGGGGGAUUGUUGAGCGCUGCUGUCAGUCAAUUUAUCAAAGACGAUACCACAGUACCAGAUCUAUUAUUUCAGGGAUUGAUUUAUCCCUCCACUCAGCAAAUCGAUUUACAGUUACCUAGUGCCCAGCAAUACCACUCUAUAUUUGGAAAUAAAGGUGUAUUAUGUAGACAUGAUAUAGCUAUGUUUAUAGGAUUGUAUAUUUUUGGGGAAUUUAGACAGGAUUACUACGACGCUUACCUGAAUUGUAACUUAACAUCACGGGAGUUUAGAGAGACUUCACACCUAAUGCAGUAUAUUGAUCAUGACGUCAUAUUGAAGUCCGAUUUUCAAACUCGUUAUUACAUCAAACCGCAGUCCGAUCCAGACAACCGUCAUCUUUGGGAAGAGAUAAAGGAUAUUGUAUUGGAUGUGCGCAUGUCACCAUUGCUAAGGGUUGACAUGAGGGGUCUGCCUCCGGCAUGGGUUGCAACAUGUGAGUACGAUCCAAUUCGUGAUGAUGGCAUAUUGUAUGCUAAUCGGCUGCAAAAAGCAGGGGUACCUGUUAAAUUAACGAACUAUGAGGGCGGUUUCCAUGGCGUAUGGCUAUCAGAUGUUGGAUUGCAGGUGUAUGAACAAAUGAUGAAUGACUUCCUUGUCUUUGCUAAAGAGUAUAUAAACCAUGAAUAGAGAUGUGGCGGCGCCAGCUGGAGGUCAGGUGGUAACUUCUCUACCUCAUCGGACAAGCAAGAACCCCCGUAGUAUUAAUUUGCCGAUCCAAACAACGUUAUUUUAAUUGCUAAUAAAUACUAUUAAUUGUGGUCUAAAUCCAAAAAGUUGGGUCAUAUAAAAUAUAAAAUCUGUCUAACCAUUUUCUGAUUUGUUGGACAGCUGUCGGCAAAUAUUUUGAACCACCACUGGACUAAAAGAGUUAUUUCUAAUAACGUCUAUAAAAAUUUGAUUUAAUUUAAAAUUUUAACUUUUACUUUAAGUAUGCCUAAUUAUUGUUAAUCUGAAAUUGAAAAACAUUCAUUAACCUUUUAAAAUGAGAUUAGCGCGUUUUGAGUGCAAUGCUUGCAAACGUUUGCUGAACAUUUUUUAGCUACCAAUCAAUGCGACUAUGCCAAUCAUUGCAAUAAUAUUUUAAGCAAUCAAAACAUUUUUCUUUCUUUAAAAAAAAAAUAGGCUCUAUUGGAUAAUUGUUAGAUUGACAAAAACUUAGUGUAUGGGCCUAAUUGCCGUUUCAUGAACAAAAUAUGCACGAUUCAAAAUUUGAUUUGGAGUAUGAAACGAAGAGUUGUAAGCCCUAUUGUAACAUCUUGAUAAUUUGCAAAUUUUCGCAUUAUUUUUUACUAUGAUUUUAAUUGUACGCUGCUUUGACUUUUUGCCCAUUUGCAAGACACUUUUGAUUUCAAACAAUAGGGGGCAACAACGCUGCGUCGUGUUUUAACCAGCGACUAGCUGAAUUUGUCAACAUUUACAAUUAUUGUGUUGCAAAGUUAAUGACAUGUUUACCAAAGAUGUAAAUAGUGUAGUGCGAUUAACGCAUAUUUUGUCCGCUGUCGAAAUAAAUUUAGACACACUCCCUCUUUUUAUUACAAUAUUUCGGGUAAUAUCCUAAUAUUUUAUGCCCAUAAAAUCUGAUUAAUUUUAUAAUUUUCAUAAUGAUGUCAUCAAUAUAUAUAGUUAUUAAUGAAUUAUAACGUUUUAGUAUUUCUUUUUUUUUUUAUUGGAUAUAAUAAACAAAUAUAAACGUAUUUGUUGAUGACGAAUAGGAAUAUGCUUUAUAAUUGCACUCGUAUUUGGAUUUAGUAGAAUAAAUAUUAUGAACAUUGUAAUUAAAUCAAAUUCGUCUAGCAAAAGAUCGUCUAAAGUCUCAACAAAAUGAAAUUUGUUAGUUUGCUCUCACUGACGAAAUCUCGUGUAAAGUCUUACAGUAUAUAUCUUUCGCAAAAAUAUCACAUAAGAUUUUCACACUCCGCACAACAACCCCCAUCCCCAUACAUACUUCACAUUCACCACCUCUUUAACCUUAUCCCCUUUACCCUGAAUCCACCAUAACGCCCCGUCCCCACAUGAAGCUCGGCAUAAGG